AUGGCCGAUUCUGCCAACGCCCCCAAGCCGAGCAGCAGCGUCAAGCUUGUGCUUCUCGGUGAAGCCGCCGUCGGAAAGUCGUCUCUCGUUCUGCGCUUCGUUAACAACGACUUUCAAGAAAACAAGGAACCUACUAUUGGUGCCGCCUUCUUGACUCAAAAAUGCAAUCUCCCCACACGGACAAUCAAGUUUGAGAUUUGGGAUACUGCUGGCCAGGAGCGCUUCGCCUCGCUUGCUCCCAUGUAUUACCGAAACGCCCAGGCCGCCCUCGUCGUCUACGAUCUCACCAAGCCUACGUCACUCAUCAAGGCCAAGCACUGGGUGGCUGAGUUGCAACGACAAGCGUCCCCUGGUAUCGUUAUCGCAUUGGUAGGCAACAAGCUGGAUCUUACAGGCGACUCUUCUGUUGCCGUUGAUGGCGAGGAUGGUGAAGAGGGAGAUGACACCGGCGAUGCCCGCAAGGUUCCGACAGAAGAGGCUCAGGCAUACGCAGAAGAGGAGGGAUUACUAUUUUUUGAGACCAGUGCCAAGAGUGGACAUAACGUUACUGAGGUAUUCACUGCCAUCGCCAAUGCGAUACCCGAGACAUCGUUGAAGAGUGCGAGGGGAGCUGGCGCAACAAAUGCUGCCAGCCGAGGAGGCGAGGAGCAAAGAGUGAACCUUGGCGGCCCUAAGGACGUUGGUGCUAAGGACAGCUGCGCCUGCUAG
Molecule: messenger RNA, 708 nt
Organism: Fusarium sp. VM40
Lineage: Eukaryota; Fungi; Ascomycota; Sordariomycetes; Hypocreales; Nectriaceae
Source: the annotation of a GenBank genome assembly